AACUUCCCGAUUCCAAAUCAAGUGAUCGGAUAAAAUUAGUUUAAUAAUUGGAGUAUCCUCUUUAAAUAAGUCAAUCCUCAGAUCUAUCUGUUGGUUUCUAGACCUAGAGAGAGAAAAGCAUUAUCACCUCCAUAAAUCACAAGACAAAUGGCAGCCAAACACAUCCUCUCCAGUUCACUCAUCCUCCUAUCCCUCUUCAUUUUUGGUCUAUCUUCAGUCACCGCUGAUGACUACGACUGUGUAUACACAGUAUAUGUUAGAACAAGCAAGGCCAUCAGAGGAGGAACAGAUGCUAAUAUCAGCGCUAUAUUCUACGACGAUACAGGCAGCGGUAUACUAAUCAAAAACCUUGAGGCCUGGGGCGGGCUCAUGGGCCAGGACCACGACUACUUCGAGCGAGGCAACUUGGACAUCUUCUCGGGCCGAGGCCCAUGCCUCAGCGGGCCCAUUUGCUCAAUGGUGCUUACCUCCGAUGGAUCCGUCGGGCACCACGGUACGGCUGACUGGUACUGUAACUACGUCGAGGUCACCACCACUGGGCCCCACGCCCAGUGUGCUCAGCAGUUGUUCACCGUUGAACAAUGGCUUUCUCCUCCUGACCAGCUCUCUGCUGUUAUUGACAAUUGUAAAAAUACUCAUGGUCUCAAACGACGUCGUCCCACCAAUGCACUUCUUCCUGUUGAAACGCUCCUUGCUGCCUCCUCUUCAUCAAUUUAUUGAUUAAUUACUCCGUGUAUUUUAUCAUUAAAGUUUGAUUAUGCAUUACUGUCCAUUCAAUAAAAAUUUUCUUGUUUGUAUCGUCACUUCAA
Molecule: messenger RNA, 809 nt
Organism: Chenopodium quinoa (quinoa)
Lineage: Eukaryota; Viridiplantae; Streptophyta; Magnoliopsida; Caryophyllales; Amaranthaceae
Product: PLAT domain-containing protein 3-like
Exons: 2
Coding region: 148-720 (190 amino acids)
Molecular function (GO): protein binding
Source: RefSeq, a predicted model, not a curated record